CAUCCUUGCCUUUUGCCUUUAGCUGCAUCGACGGAAACCCCCCGAGCCGAGGCCCCAUAAGUUAUUUUACUGUCUCUUCCUUGUCCGCGCGCGCGCCUCGUCGAGAAGCUUCUUUGGAUCGAUCGCCCCCCAGCGGCAAAUUUCGGAGAUAAAAAGAAAGAUAUAUUCCCUUUUUUUCUUCCCUUUCUGAUUGUUUUUCCAAUUGGAACCAGCGAGUUUGGAUUCUACACCACCAACCAACCAACCAACCAAUCUAUCUUCCCAAACAACAACAACAAGAACAUCGCCACCGUCACAAUGGUUUCUCUCGAAGUCCCCGCCGGAUACGGCCUCGUCCUCGCCGCCGCAACCUCCACCGUCUUCGUAGCAACCUACCUCGGCAGCCGCGUAGUAUCCUACCGCAAAGCCGCAAAGAUCCCCUACCCGCACAUGUACGCGACGCACGAGCAAAUCACGUCCGCCCCACCCGCCCGCGCAAAGCUCCUCGACGACUUCAACCGCGCCCAGCGCGGCCACCAGAACUUCCUCGAGUCCCAGGGCUCCGUCGUCCUCUCCAUGCUCAUCACCGGCCUUGUGUAUCCCCGCGCUGCCGCUGGGCUGGGCGCCACCUGGAGUGUCGGUCGUGUGCUGUAUGCUUGGGGGUACAACAAUGGCAAGGAGGAGGGGAAGGGGAGGUACAAUGGCGCUCCGGGGCUGCUUGCUGGAUACGUGCUUUACUUCUGGAGUGCCAAGGCGGUUUGGGACCUGGUGCAGGCGGGGUUGUAGGGUUCAAGUUGGUCUUUUAA
Messenger RNA from Periconia digitata, 785 nucleotides. NCBI's taxonomy places the organism in Eukaryota, Fungi, Ascomycota, Dothideomycetes, Pleosporales, Periconiaceae. The record is from the annotation of a GenBank genome assembly.